AUGAUGAUCGAAGAUCGUAUUCGCCAACUCCCGUCCCAACUCGAAAAUCGCCAAAAUUCCAGCCAGAGAGACUCUUCUAGUCGUGCUGAGAUGACGAUCUCAUAUUCGGGAAACUUUUGUGGAUUGCUACUACGAUGGAAAGGUUCCCUAUGGCGAUCUGUUUGGAAAGAGUUGCUCAUCUAUUUGGUGAUGUACUACUCUAUUCGAGUGUUCUACCUCAUUGGCAUUGACUACAUAUUCGAGGAUGACGAUGAUCGCGACAAAUACAGGAAAAAAUUCGAAGCAUUAUGUCGAAUGUUCGAUGGCUACACUAAACUAAUUCCGCUCACAUUUCUACUCGGUUUCUACGUAUCAAACGUCGUGUCGAGAUGGUGGAGACAAUUUGAAUGUUUAUCAUGGCCUGAAGAUAUACUAAGCAUGUUGUGUACAGUAAUCCAUGCAAACGAUGAGACAAGUCAACGAAGACGUCACAUGAUUGCCAGAUACAUUAAUUUGUCCACUGCACUCGCUUGGCGUGAUAUUUCUAAAAAGAUUCGACUUCGAUUCCCUAAUGUAUCGAACUUCGUCGAAGCUGGAUUGCUUACAGAAAAGGAGUAUGAAGCACUGGAAAACAUCAAUGAAGAUUGUGAAACAAUUCGAUGGAUGGCUCCGCUUCAUUGGGUUCAACAAAUCAUGCGAAAGGAGGAAGAGGAAAACAAACCAACCACUUCUUUAUUCAAUAACUUCAUGACUGAACUCAAGCUCUAUCGACAAUCACUGCGAAGAUUGUUCUGCUAUGAUUGGGUCUGCGUCCCACUUGUCUACACACAAGUAGCCGCACUGGCAACGUACGCAUUCUUUUUCUUCGCGCUAUUUGGACGUCAAAAUCUUAUACCAGAGAUGAAAGCCGGGAAGGAAAUCGAUCUCAUGGUAGGACAAGAUCUAAUGCGUCCGUUCGGUCUGGAUGAUGACGACAUCGAACUGAACUACAUCCUAGAUCGAAAUAUUGCCACUUCCUUUGCGAUCGUCAACCGUCUUCAACUUAUGAAUUUGCCAGAACUAGAAGAUGAUCACUUCUGGAAGCACAAGGAAGGAAAAAUUGAACCGCUACCGCAUACUAUAUACAGCCGAGAACUCGCUGAACAUCGCCCCAAAUUGCAUUCAUACGUCAGAGUAGGUGCUUCGGAGGACACGAACUCUCACUCUUUGGCCAGCUGCAUCUCAAGUGACAAGGAGAAAAGGCACAUCAACUGGUGA
This is a messenger RNA of Necator americanus (New World hookworm), 1236 nucleotides long. RefSeq lists its product as uncharacterized. The transcript has 10 exons. Lineage: Eukaryota; Metazoa; Nematoda; Chromadorea; Rhabditida; Ancylostomatidae. The record is from RefSeq and is a predicted model, not a curated record. Gene Ontology annotation, molecular function: chloride channel activity. The coding region runs from base 1 to 1236 and encodes 411 amino acids.